Molecule: messenger RNA, 733 nt
Organism: Cajanus cajan (pigeon pea)
Lineage: Eukaryota; Viridiplantae; Streptophyta; Magnoliopsida; Fabales; Fabaceae
Source: RefSeq, a predicted model, not a curated record
UCCUUAGCAUAGUUUCCAUAGUUGAAAUAUGACAAAACACAUGUAGCCAUCUAAUAAGACCACCCACACAUUUCUCCAAACUCACUCCUUUCCUCACCUUAAUUCACUCACUCACACACUCCCACUCGGUUCCUCCCCCAUUAUUUUUCUUUUCCAUCCAAACAUGUCCACCACUCACCCAAACCUAGCAUCAUCCACUCUCUUCUUUCUCUCAAUAAUUCUCCUUUCUUUCCCAACAACAACAAAAACCGAUAACCCAUGUGCAUAUCCAUGUUACCCACCACCCAUCGGCACCGGCACCACCACUCCCACAACUCCUGCCACGGUGACUCCGGCACCCCCUCAACCGGGGUUAACAUAUCCACCACCUUCCGGGUCAUACCCUUAUUACCCAACACCACCUUACGGCGGCGGUGGCGGCGGAGGUGGCGGCGGUAGUGAUGGUGGUUUUGCUACCCCUCCACCACCGGACCCUAUUCUACCCUACUUUCCAUUCUACUACAGAAAGCCUCCUCACAUGACACAAGACAAUUCAGCAUCAACCACUUUGAAGAAAUGGACAUGGAUGGUUGCCACUACUAGUAUAUUUUCGUCUUUGCUUCUUCUCUCUCUAUAAUUCUCUUCAAUCAUCACCAAAAUCUUCAUGUACUCUAAACUUUUCUUUCCUAUGAGAAUUAGUGCUUGUUAAUUUAAUCGUAAUUUAUGAUUUAUUCACUUUUGUUUUGUGUUUUUA